UAUUUGGGGCUUGACCUGGACAGUCGUUGGAGCUUCCGCGCUCAUUUCCGGAACCUGGUCCCUCGCCUUAUGGCAGCCGCCGGCGCUCUUAGCUGGCUGCUGCCAAAUGUGAGGGGCCCGGGAGAAGGUUCCCGCCGCCUAUACCUCGGCGUGGUGCGGUCCAUGGCCCUGUACGGGGCCCCCAUCUGGGUGGGGGCCCUAGGUAGGGAAAAUGUGGCCUGUCUUAACAGGCCACACAGGGCCAUGGCCAUCAGGGCCAUUAGAGGCUACCGCACCAUAUCCGGGGAAGCGGCGGGUCUGCUGGCGGGGUCUCCUCCGUGGGACUUGGUAGCGGAGCUCCACGCGUCAGUG
Achroia grisella is the source of this 351-nucleotide messenger RNA. RefSeq lists its product as uncharacterized. The annotation marks the transcript as partial. Lineage: Eukaryota; Metazoa; Arthropoda; Insecta; Lepidoptera; Pyralidae. The record is from RefSeq and is a predicted model, not a curated record. The transcript has a single exon.